This is a messenger RNA of Poecilia latipinna (sailfin molly), 3691 nucleotides long. It is a transcript of the gene ttc7b, whose product is annotated as tetratricopeptide repeat domain 7B. The record is from RefSeq and is a predicted model, not a curated record. Gene Ontology annotation, cellular component: plasma membrane. Gene Ontology annotation, biological process: protein localization to plasma membrane; phosphatidylinositol phosphate biosynthetic process. Lineage: Eukaryota; Metazoa; Chordata; Actinopteri; Cyprinodontiformes; Poeciliidae. Bases 98 to 2710 code for a protein of 870 amino acids. Gene Ontology annotation, molecular function: protein binding. The transcript has 22 exons.
AAGUGUGAACUUGACGGUUGUUCCAGCUGGAGAGAGAGAGAGGGGGCCUGUUGUGGUGUUUCUGACCGAGUCCAGUCUCCCCCCUCAGUCACGAAACAUGACGGCGAGGAAGUCUGGAUCACGACUGGAGACCGAGAUUGAGCGCUGCCGCUCGGAGGGCCAGUGGGACAAGAUACCAGAGCUGGUUCGGCAGCUGCCGGCGAAACUUAUAUCCAACGAUGAUUUAGGUGAGUUGCUGUUGGGAGAAUCCAAGCUCCAGACGUACUUGAAAGAAAAUCCCAUCAAACAGGGUUCGAGCCCCCGAGGCACACGGGCCACACUGGUGGAGGUCAGGAAGCACCUUACGGCUGCUCUGGACCGAAGAAACCUCAAGGCCGAUUACCUCCAGGAAGCCAGCCUACUGAUGGCCAAAAUCUGUUAUAUUGAAGGAGAAUACAGUAAUGCUUUAGAUCACUACAGCCAGGUGAACCUGGACGACCUGCAGCUGGCUGGAGCUCCUGUGUACAGACUGUCUAUGAUAGCAGAGGCCUACGCCACCAAAGGCUUGUGUCUAGAGCAGAUCCCGGAUUCCUCUCCCUCUCUGUCGAACUCCGGCUCUCCGUCGACCAAUCGGAGCCCAACACCACGGGAGCAGGAGAUCAUCACCUGCUAUGAAAAGUCCGGAGACAUUGCUUUGCUGUACCUGCAGGAAGCAGAGAAGGCAUUAUCAGCAGGCAUUCAGAACCGCAGCCCAAAGCCAGGACCGGCGACUCAGGACCUGGAGCUGGGCUACUUCCUGGAGACGGGCCUGCAGAGGGCCCACGUCAUUCACUUCAAGAACGGAAACCUGACGCGGGGUGUGGGCAGAUUUCGGGAGAUUCUUCGGGCUGUUGAAACCAGAACCACCCAGAACCUUCGCAUGACGAUAGCCCGACAGCUCGCAGAGAUCCUGCUCCGAGGAAUGUGUGAACAGAGCUACUGGUCUCCUCUGGAAGAUCCUCCGACAGUGUCACCCCUGGAUAAUCCCACGCAGCAAGGGCAUACCUACCGCAAGAACUACACCCUGAGCCGACCCCCACGAGUGUACUCCGGAGAGAAUUUGUUUUGUCCUCAGGAGAACACAGAGGAAGCUCUGCUGCUGCUGCUGAUCAGUGAGUCUAUGGCCAACCGGGACGCUGUCCUGAGCAGGAUUCCUGAGCACAACAACGACCGGAUCAUCAGUCUGCAGUCUGCCUCUGUGGUGUACGAUCUGCUGACCAUAGCGCUGGGCAGGAGGGGGCAGUAUGAGAUGCUGUCGGAGUGCUUGGAGAGAGCCAUGAAGUUCGCUUUUGAGGAGUUCCAUUUGUGGUACCAGCUCGCCUUGUCGCUAAUGGCUGCCGGCAAAUCCGCUCGCGCUGUCAAGGUUCUGAAGGAGUGCAUCCGUCUGAAGCCUGAUGACCCCACCAUCCCACUGCUGGCCGUUAAGCUGUGCAUUGGUCCUCUGCACUGGUUGGACGAAGGGGAGAAGUUUGCAAAGAUGGUGAUUGACAUGGGAGAGAAGGCAGCGGAGUUCAAAGCCAAAGGCCACUUGGCCGUCGGCCUGGUUUACAGCCUCAAAGCCACAGAUGCAUCGCUGCGGAGCACGCAGGAGGACUACCAGAGGAAAGCUUUGUCGGCCUUUCAGAGAGCUCAGAGCAUGUCUCCCACUGACCAUCUGGCAGCUUUUUAUUUGGCACUGCAGCUUGCCGUUUCCAGACAGAUCCCCGAGGCGUUAGGGUAUGUUCGACAGGCACUGCAGCUACAAGGAGACGACGUCCACUCCCUCCACCUGCUGGCCCUGCUUCUUUCUGCCCAGAAACAUUACCAUGACGCUCUCAACAUCAUAGAGAUGGCCCUGUCCGAGUAUCCCGAGAACUUCAAUCUGCUGUAUACGAAGGUGAAGCUGGAGGCCAUGUGUAGAGGACCGGAGGAAGCUCUGCUCACCUGCAAACACAUGCUCCAGAUCUGGAAGAGCUUUUACAACCUCACCAACCCCAGCGAUUCAGGGCGUGGCAGCAGCCUGUUGGACAGGGCCAUACCAGACAGACGACAGCUCAACGCCAUGACACUGCCUGACUUCAGUGACCCUGACGCUGGCGGCCCUCAGGACGCUAACACUCUUGGUUUUCCCUCCAUGUUUUCUGUUUGCUCGGUGCACGCUACGUCCAUAGCAGCCAGCCGGGUGGAGCAGGCUCUGUCGGAGGUGGCCUCUUCCCUGCAGAGCAGCGCCCCCAAACACGGACCCCCGCACCCCUGGCUGACCCUGGCUCAGAUCUGGCUUCAUGCAGCUGAGGUGUACAUCGGCAUGUCGAAACCUGCAGAGGCCACGGCGUGCACCCAGGAGGCCGCCAACCUGUCCCCCACCUCCCACAACAUGAUGUACAUGAGGGGCCAGAUAGCCGAGCUGAGGGGCAACAUAGACGAAGCCAAACGAUGGUACGAAGAAGCCCUGUCCAUCAACCCGACUCAUGUCAAAACCAUGCAGAGACUGGGUCUGAUUCUGCACCAGCUGCAGCGCUACAGUCUGUCUGAGAAAGUCCUAAGGGAUGCUGUGCAGGUCAACAGCACUUCUCAUGACGUGUGGAACAGUCUGGGCGAGGUGCUGCAGGCUCAGGGGAACGCCGCUGCCGCCACCGAGUGUUUCCUCACCGCCUUGGAGCUGGAGGCCAGCAGCCCCAUCCUGCCGUUCACCAUCAUUCCCCGAGCGCUAUGAGACGCGGCGCAGUCACAAACCUGCUCCGUACACACACACACACACACACACACACACACGACUGCAUGCAAACAGCUGUGCAGCCAUUUCUCACACCUUGUACAUAAUGCAAAUAACAGUAUUUUCCUCUGCUGACCGUGUGUGUGCAUGCGUGUGUGCGCGCGCGGGUGUGUAUGUGGUGCCAACACGUUUCCUGCGUCUUGUCCGUGCGCCUUUGUUGUUGUUGUUGUUGUUGUUGUAAAUACGAUGUUGUUUGCAUUCAGAAGCCUAAGAUUUUUGUUUACAUUUUAUUUAGUCCAAAGAAACACACAGGUUUGUUCAAAAUCCGAUUACUGCCAGGAAAAUACUUUUAUUUACGUUUGCUUUAAGAGCCAAACAUUCUCGCUCAAACAACAAAAUUCACCUGUUGCUGUUAAGCCAGAGAGGAUUUCUGUUACUGUACGGCUGGAUAAUCCACUGGAGACAUGAUCAUAAGCUCAAUCAGUCAAUAAAUGCCAAAAAAAAACCUGGAUGGAUUUACGCAGACGACCGGAUGUCUUGGCGUUUUGUGGCAGUUUUCUCACAACGAAGCAUGCUUUAUUUAGUUUACAGAAUAUCAUCAUAUGCACAGUUCAAACACUGUUACUGACAAACAAAUGUUUAGCAGGAAUCUGUUACAAAUUACUUGUCCAAAAUCAGGUUUUCUGUGUAAAUCCAUCCACCUUGUUUGUGUCUUUGCAUCCUGUCACAGCCAGGUUAUUUUAUUUAAUUUUUUUUUAAUUAUUAUUAUAAAUACAAAGAGUUAUUGCUGUAUAUUUGAUGAACCCUUGUGUUUUAUUAUUUUAGAGAGUAAAUUAUGAUUAUACAGAGCGAUGCUGUGGGGGGGGCGGGAAGCGAGAAAGAGGAACGGGUUCGGCGGGAUCAGUCAGUGAGUCGUUUUUGCUGUAAAUCAAUGACUGAAAUUAGAAUAAUAACAAUAAUAAAGAUCCUCGGUAAACAAAG